Molecule: messenger RNA, 3196 nt
Organism: Sander lucioperca (pikeperch)
Lineage: Eukaryota; Metazoa; Chordata; Actinopteri; Perciformes; Percidae
Gene: mfap3l
Product: microfibril associated protein 3 like
Exons: 3
Coding region: 368-1630 (420 amino acids)
Source: RefSeq, a predicted model, not a curated record
AAAAGUAAUUUAUUACAUGUUAACUAUCUGUUCAGAAUUGAACUUUUUUAUUAUUGUUUAAGUAUACUAAAUCAAUGUCUUAUUGACGUUAUUGCCCCACCUGCUCUGGCAAUACCAAGCAACUGAGCGAUGUUGUCACCCAGUCUAUCCUGAAGCACCGCUAACGUCACUUGCUCGUCACGUAGCGGACGACUAGCGGACGCGCGUAGACGGAGGAUGAUGGAGAUGCGGUGAAAUAGCUAACGACAUAUCAUCGACUCUGGUGUUUACCACUAAACGGCGACAGACCAAUAUUCACAGAACUGAAUACCAAAUUGCCUUCUACUAUCAAGAGAUAGCCAGCCUGCUGGAUGGAGACCCAGGAGGAAUGACAGAGUCUCCUUCCCCUUGGGUGACACACCGACAGCUCCAGAAAAUGCACUGGGCCAGUGGAUAUGUUUUUCUGGUCCUGGCGUUCCUUAUCGUCUCUCACACCACUGGGGCCUUAUCUCUGGACUCGGAUGGAAACCAUACGGAACCCGACAAUGUGACAGACAGCGGAUUUGUCCCGGUUGUGUUCACAAAAGUGGGCCAGAUAAUUGCCCGUGAGGGGAAAAGCGCGCUGAUUGAUUGCAAUGUCACCGGAGAGCCGUUCCCCAGUGUUCAGUGGUUCAACUCCCAUGGAGACCGUCUGGACACGGAGAUGAAUGGUGAUAAGUGGUGGCUGCUGGACACUGGUGUCCUAAACAUCACCAGCAUCGAGUUUGCAGACCGUGGAAAGUACACCUGCAUGGCGUCCAAUGUGCACGGCAGUUCCAACUGCACAGUGACGCUGCGAGUGAUCUUCACCAACGGUGACAUGGGCGUGUACUACAUGGUGGUAUGUCUGGUCACCUUCACCAUCAUUAUGGCCCUGAACAUCACACGCCUCUGCAUGAUGAGCAGCCACCUGAAGAAGACUGAGAAAGCCAUCAACGAAUUCUUCCGCACCGAGGGCGCCGAAAAGCUGCAGAAGGCCUUCGAGAUAGCCAAGCGAAUUCCCAUCAUCACCUCGGCCAAGACGCUGGAGCUGGCCAAGGUGACGCAGUUCAAGACCAUGGAGUUUGCGCGGUACAUCGAGGAGCUCGCUCGCAGCAUCCCGCUGCCGCCGCUCAUCAUGAAUUGCCGCACCUUCAUGGAGGAGAUCCUGGAGGUGGUGGGCGUGGAGGAGAUGAGGCACACCUUUGUCAGACAAGCGCCCGAGGGAUGCCGCGACACAGUGAGCAGGGUCAUCGGGCCGAGAGACAUCUUCUCCAUCCUGCAGGAGAGGGAGAGGGAGAGACAGCGAGGGCAGGAGCGGGAGCGCAGCGAAUCCCCCGCCGCCGACUCAGAGAACUCCUCAGUUCACGAGCAGCCGCAGCACAUCGCCAUCCAGGUGUCGGUCCACCCGCAGCAGCUCGCCAUCGAGGGUUACUGCAGCAUUGAAGAGCCACCUCAGCCGGAGGCCACACCCUCCUCGCCUCCCCCUUCCUCCCCCCCACCACUUGCUCCUCUUGAGCCCGAGGAGCAGCCUGAGGCCGAGGCAGAGCAGGACACCGACCAGGCUGCGCCCGAAGCAACAGACGCAAACGAUACCCCUCCCUGCCAGGUGUUUUAUGAGAGCCACGUGUGACGAGACAGGCAAACCCUCGGAGGAACAAUAAAUGAUCCUGCUAUGCAUUUCCACUUGAAAAUCAAGAAGAGGUCAACAUGACAUUUUUAAUUUCCCAUUUUGGAGUGAAACAAUCACAUUUUUAUUUAUGUUUUCUAGAGGGACAAUCUCUUGAAACCUUUGUAGACUGUUCUGACAAUAAAUCAUGAGGAAAUCAUGAGAGUCACUCUAGACUUUCAUGCUUGAUUGUACACAGCAGGGGUAAUCAAUAAUAUUAUUAAUGUAAUAAGCAGUGAUUGUAAAGUGACAUUUCCUGUGUUGAGAUUUUUAUAGCUCAGACUAUUAUUUAAAGAAAUAGGGUACUCACGGAGGGUGGGGAGGGCGAAUGAUUUUUUAGUUUUUAGUUUAGUUUAGUGCUAGGGUUUUCAUGACUAACUCCAGAAAUCUGCCUCAAGCUGCUCUUCAUGCCGUUUUUCAAACCAUGAAAGCUAAGCUUACUUCAUCCGCUCAAGAAUUCACAUCCAGCUACUGUUACAGCUGAUCCGUUAUUGUACAACGUCCUGCUCACCUAGAGAUGCAUGCUGGACUGAAAAAAAAAAAAGAGUUUGGUCAACAUUUCAUGAUUGUACAGCCUACUGUAUUUCUACAAAAAACAAACAAGUAAGCCAGUUAAAUCCUUAAAAUGUGUGUAUAGUAAUUACCUGAUUGGGUCACACACCUCUGGGUAGAGUGUUCGUCUGUUUCUUCUGAAAUAUUUUAGUAUUAUAUUAUUAGAGUAUUAUUACUACCCAUUGUGGUGUGAUUUUGUUAAUCAGCUAGUUUAAGCCGUAAAAAAAACAUUUUUUAGUUUUUAGUUUACUAUUCUAUAAAAAUAUCUCCUCAGUAGAGAAGAGUAGCUUCUUUUCCUCCGCCAUGUGCUGAUUUAGGCUUUUUAUUUCAUUUCUGACCCGUUCUUAGCAAUGUCUUGCUUCUGCAGAUGCUUUACAGCACCGUUGCAUUUCUGCUGCAUGUGAGAGUACACAGUGGGCCUAAAAUAACUCCUUUCUUUCUUCUUUUGCUUGGCUAACAGUCCAGUCUGUGGCGGAGAUGAACUGGAUGCUCUUCGGCUUUUGCUGGUGGUCUUGAGAUGGCUUUUUUUUGGUAGUGGAAUAAAAUAGAAGUGCUGUGUAAAAAAAAAAACAUUGAUUCCACAGUUUGGUCAGUUGUGUUUUUGUUUUCAUCCCUCAGUCUCACACAAAUAACUUUUUCAACCUUUGUUCCUAAAUGUCUGUUAAAUCAAAAAAAAGACACUGCUCACAAACUGUCCGUACAUCCAUGAGUACACUGCAAACAAAUCUACAAAUAGCUAAUAUACUUUUAAUGGUUCCAAUUUGCCAAAAUGUAAACAAAUAUAGGCUAAAAUAACAUGACUUAAGUUGUAGCCUACAGCUCACUUAGCUCACCUAUGUUCACUUUUGUCAUUGGGCAUGGAGCCAUGGUUACAAGCUUGUGUCUCCUGAUGUGACAAAGAUGAGGAGGAAAUGAAUCUGCUGACAGAACUGGAAACCUUCAGCCGUCUGUCUCGAAGAGCGAAGCCGUUUGUUUGAA